GUAAGAAGGUUCAGUUUCGGAAACCAGCCCCAGGGGCUACGGAUGCCGUGCCCUCCCGGAAGCGGGCAACCCCUAUCAACCUGGCAAGUGCCAUCAGGAAAAGCGGCACUGGUGGUGUGAGUGGGGGCAGUGGGGUGUCUCAGAGGCCCUUCCGGGACCGAGUACUGCACCUCCUGGCGCUGAGACCCUACCGGAAGGCCGAGCUGCUCCUGCGGCUGCAGAAGGAUGGCCUGGUGCAGGCAGACAAGGACACUCUGGACGGCCUCCUCCAGCAGGUGGCCAACGUGAGUGUCAAGGAUGGCACGUGCACGCUGAGGGACUGCAUGUACAAGGAUGUGCAGAGGGACUGGCCUGGCUACUCGGAAGGGGACCAGCAGCUGUUGAAGCGUGUGCUUGUCCGGAAGCUGUGCCAGCCGCAGAGCACGGGCAGCCUCCUCGGCAACCCUGCUGCCUCCAGCCCUCCCAGAGAGCAUGGGAGCUCCACCUCGCCCCCCCAGAAACGGCCACAGCCUCCUGAUUUCAUCGACCCCCUGGCCCACAAGAAGCCCAGAGUAUCACACUUCACCCAGAGAGCCCAACCUGCCAUCAACGGGAAGCUGAGCACGCCCAAUGGCCGUGAGGCCCUGCUGCCCACACCGGGCCCGCUGGGGGCUGUGGACACCAUCGGCUCCAGUACCCACCUGCCCCUGAGGCUGGAGCCCCCACGGGCCCAUGACCCCCUGACGGACGUCAGCAAUGACCUGGGCCACAGCCGGGACUAUGAGCACGGGGAGGCGGCCACCCCAGCCCCUGCCACGUGCCUGGGUCUGCCCCUCCUGUCAGACUGUGCCCAACCCAGCAGGCCCCAUGGCGGCAAGUCCAAGAAAAAGUCUAAGAAGCACAAAGACAAGGAGCGGGCAGCUGAGGACAGGCAAUGGGCCCGGCCGUCAGACAGUGCACCCACCACCCAGGGAACCCCGCCAGACGCCCCAGGUUUGAAUGGCACCUGCAGCAGCUCCACCGUUCCCACGUCCACGUCAGAGACGCCUGACUACUUGCUAAAAUAUGCAGCCAUCUCGUCCUCGGAGCAACGCCAGAGCUACAAGAAUGACUUCAAUGCCGAGUACAGCGAGUACCGCGACCUGCAUGCCCGCAUCGAGCGGGUCACGCGGCGGUUCACGCAGCUUGAUGCCCAGCUCAAGCAGCUCUCCCAGGGCUCCACGGAGUACGAGACUACCCGUGGGCAGAUUUUGCAGGAAUAUCGAAAAAUUAAAAAGACCAACACCAACUACGGCCAGGAGAAACAGCGCUGCGAGUACCUGCACAGCAAGCUGGCCCACAUCAAGAGGCGCAUCGCUGAGUAUGACCAGCACCAGCUGCGGGCCUGGCCCUAGCCCGCCCACCCGCCCGCCUCCAGGCGGCCUUCUGGAUGUCAGGGAGCUGCGGGUGGGAGUGCAGGACGGGGAGGAGGAGAUUUAUUUAACAGAAUAAACACGACGAAGACACUCAUCUGAGCCAGCACUGCCGGCUUUCAGGGGAGCCCCUGCAGACCUCUCGCCCAGUGGGGUAGGCUCAGCCCUCCUGCCACGCGGCCUCGAGCCCACCCCCGCCUCCCUGCACCUCCUGAACAGCCCCUGCCUGGGCUCCUGUGGAAGCCCACCUCCUCACCCGCUGCAGUCUGAGGGGCUUCAGCUUCCUCUCUUGCCGGAAGACUCCGAGCUGGCCUGCCCGUCUUUUCUAGUUUUAUACAAAGACAGCCACUUUUAGCUACCGCUAAUGAGACUUGAGUCUAUUUUUGUACAAAAGAGAAAGCAAAAUCCUUUUUCUAAACCUGUGCCUCCCUGUCCUUGGACGCCCAGGGUCUAGAUGCCGCCCUGUGUCCUUUCUGCAGUAUUACAGAUGCCAUCAGAAGGUACAGCGUUGUUCUUGAGAGCUCCUGGGGAGAAUCCGUGUUGGGGGUGGGGCGGGGGGAGGUGUCUGGACCCCCACCGCCCCCCCUUAACUGGGCAAGGUCUUCGUUAUGAAACAAAGGGGGUGGGCGGGGGCAGCCCCUCCAGCUUGUGUGUGGAGGAGUCCAGCUGGCCCCUGGAGCAGCUGCUUGGAGCAGGGGGACAGAAUGGCCCACUAGGCCUGCCCUGCUAUUUCAGGCCUUCAUCUGUCAGGGGCCACUAAGGGUGUUUCUGUGCUACAAGCUCAAAUUCUGCAGCAGCAGCAGCAGAUUUUACUUUACCAUGUCCUCAGUUUCUCCUUUUGCUGCUGCUUUUCAUUUCGCACAGUGGGGACCAUGUGGUCUCAGUGCUGCUGACCUCGCCCAUCCGUCAGUCCACUCGUGGGUCCCGGGGUUGUCCUAGCAGAGCCACCACCGGGUUUGCACUCAGGGAGGGGCCAGAGGGGCCAUGGGCAGAGCUGGGGGAGCCUGAGGAUGGCGCCCAGAUCUGCCCGCUCUGGGGGCGCACGCUCUGCAGACACCCCAAUUGCUGCUUUGUUGCUGUGCCUAGUCCCCUAGUGUCCCCCAAAGCAUCAGGAGGCCAUGCAUGUGGUGAGUGCGUGCGUGUGUGUGUGUACAUGGGGACCCACCAGGGUGUGGUGGGUCUGAGGUGCGUGUUCUCAUUCAGGGCCAAGCAAAGCCAUGAUUGGGAAGGCGGUGGGGGGUGGCUGUGAUCCAGAGCCAGGGGUCGCUGCUGCCAGCACUAGUGAGGCAGGGAGAGCAGAAACCCGCAAGUCAGAUAGGUCUAUUUUUCUAAACCAUGGGAGUGUCUCCUAAUGACUUCUAAAGACUGGCACCCGCAUGGAGACACCUACAGUGUGUCUCUGCCCCGCCCACCCCAAAGUCUCUUUACUUUGAGACCCCUGGGGUUCCCAGCUCUCUGAGGAAACUGCUCCUUCAUGUUUCAAUAGCUGUUUUGUUUUUCACUGGGCACGGGUGGGGGGCGGGCUGAGCAGGCUCUAGGGGGCAAGAGUUCUGCAGAGUCAGAGUCGCGGAUGGGAUGCAGCAGCCAGAGAUGCAGACUUGGGGUGAGAUGGGGUUAUUCAAGGAGGUCCCAGCCAGGGAGCCAGUUCAGGGGACUCUUGUUGAAUUAGCCUUUCUGUUGUUAUUUUUUGUUUUUUUCUCCUUUUAAGGAAUUAUGAAGCUAAGGCAAGUUUUGAGCUUCGGGGGUUGAUGGACAGAAGUUCUAGCUGAUUAAAUAUGGUCUAACUUAUUGAUACCGUUUUUUUGUUUUGUUUUGUUUUUCCUUUUAAUGUUGUACUGUGGAGAAAAACUAUUUUGAGCCAUGGAGUUGGUGUUUACAAGAACUUUUCACUUUUGCCAAAACGUUACAAUUGAAAGGCAUCAUGUCUUCAGUUUCCCAGUAUUUUCUUAAAAGAUCUAGUGUCCUUUUUGUACACUAAACAGGUGAAUGCUGAUUUUUUCAACCUACAAUAAAUUUCACUGAACUGAA
Molecule: messenger RNA, 3419 nt
Organism: Galeopterus variegatus (Sunda flying lemur)
Lineage: Eukaryota; Metazoa; Chordata; Mammalia; Dermoptera; Cynocephalidae
Gene: ELL
Product: elongation factor RNA polymerase II
Exons: 8
Biological process (GO): positive regulation of transcription elongation by RNA polymerase II; transcription elongation by RNA polymerase II; snRNA transcription by RNA polymerase II
Cellular component (GO): transcription elongation factor complex
Molecular function (GO): cis-regulatory region sequence-specific DNA binding
Source: RefSeq, a predicted model, not a curated record